UAGAUAAAUUUGACGUAUAUAUUUCCAAAUAAAUAAUUUUCAGAAUUGUUAGAUUUACCGAAAUGAUAAAAAUGAAGAUGUAAGAUUUUAGUUAAAUAUUUAAAAUGGAAUCACGAGAAAUAUCAGAAUUACAGCAAUUAGUUUCAAGUGAUGCGGAAAAUGAAGAUAGUAUCGUUCAAGAUGAAUCUGAAGGAAAAAUUGUAUCACCUGUUAAAAGCAGUAAAGUGAUUUCAUCGUCGGGUAAUACAAGUCGGAGUUCUGUCGUACACAGUGCUAGGAAAGGUGGAAAUACAAUACCUGGCUCAAAAAUAACAUUUGUUAAUGAAAGAAAAAUUCGGGAUUGUAGUAAAACAACUGCCGUAAGGGCAAGAAAUCCACAUAAAGAUAGCACAAAUAAUUCAGAUACUCGACACCAUUCUUUUAUCUCUCAAGUGCCUGAUGUUCGGCAUAUGGAAAGAGCUUUAUUGGGACUGCUAGCAGAUUUUCACUCAGGAAAAUUACGUGCAUUUGGUAGUGGUUGUACAAUGGAACAAAUGACAAAUAUAAGAGAACAACAGGAAAAGUUGGCUAAGCUACACUUUGAUUUAGCUUCUGCAACUGUGCCAAGUCUAAAUGAAGAAGACAUUCAAAAAUCACAGAGUACAAUGAGUCAGCUGAUACAGCGUUUAGAACAGUUAAGUGAUUCAAUUGAGGCAUUACACAACACUUCUAGUAAAUAAUUAUUGUAUAGUUCCUUUUUACUGUUGUUAAUUCUUGCCAUGGUUCUACUUAUAUUUCAUAAUUUACUUAGAAUAGGUUAGAAAGUGGUUCUUUUCCUCAACACAUUAAGUCCAUUUUGCAGUUAUCAGUUGAAAAAUAUCAAUAAAAUGAAAACCUAGAAUUAUAUAGAAGCAAUAUAUAUUUUUUGUGUUAUAUUCAUCCAAUGAAAAAAUACAUUAAUUAAUUAGAGGCUAGUGAAUUAAUUAUACAUUUUGUUGAAUAUAUAUUGAGAAGGAAGAAA
This is a messenger RNA of Diorhabda carinulata, 1000 nucleotides long. RefSeq names its product coiled-coil domain-containing protein 28A. The transcript has 3 exons. The record is from RefSeq and is a predicted model, not a curated record. The coding region runs from base 105 to 719 and encodes 204 amino acids. Lineage: Eukaryota; Metazoa; Arthropoda; Insecta; Coleoptera; Chrysomelidae.